Glycine soja is the source of this 549-nucleotide messenger RNA. RefSeq names its product germin-like protein subfamily 1 member 7. Gene Ontology annotation, cellular component: cell wall. NCBI's taxonomy places the organism in Eukaryota, Viridiplantae, Streptophyta, Magnoliopsida, Fabales, Fabaceae. The record is from RefSeq and is a predicted model, not a curated record. The transcript has 2 exons. Bases 1 to 549 code for a protein of 182 amino acids. Gene Ontology annotation, molecular function: manganese ion binding.
AUGUAUGAUGUUAAAUAUUUUUUAGUAUUUGUGAAUGGAAAGUUCAACAAAGAUCCCAAGCUUGUGAAAGCUGAAGACUUCUUCAGACAUAUAGGUUCAAACGUGACUCAAGUGUCUGUUGAUCAACUACUGGGACUAAACACGUUGGGCAUAGAUUUGGCUCACAUAGAUUUCACACCAAAGGGUUUGAACGCUCCCCACACUCACCCUCGGGGCACUGCGAUCCUUAUAGUCCUUGAGGGUACUCUCUAUGUUGGAUUUGUGACUUCCAAUCAAGAUGGAAAUCGCCUCUUCAACAAAGUGCUGAACAAGGAUGAUGUGUUUGUGUUCCCAAUUGGUCUCAUUCAUUUCCAACUCAAUGUGGGAUAUGGCAAUGCUGCCACCAUUGCUGGUCUUAGCAGUCAAAAUGUAGGAGGCAUCACUAUUUCCAAUGCUUUGUUUAAAGCUAAUCCACCUAUUUCUUCUGAGGUUCUCACCAAAGCUUUCGAGGUGGACAAGAGCAUAAUUGAUUAUCUUGAAAAGAAAUCUUGGUAUGACAACAAUAACUGA